UUGUUAUCUCCCCGAAAGAGAUAGCAAAAUUUAUUAGCGGAUAUACGAACGCAUAAAUUGUAUCUGUUAUAUAAUACAACGCGUGCAGUUGGGUUUAUGAUCCGACCGACGAACUACCUAUCGUUCACCGACCGACAGCGUGAAACAAUUGAUUUGUUUUGAUCGUAUCAGUAGGACACCUCACGCAAAUCGUUCCCUUUCAUUGUUUCGAACGGCAAUUGACUCGUUGCAUUUCAUUGCUGCACUAUCAUUACCAUCGCAUCAGAAGACACUUAGCUAAUUGACGGCGACCGUCUUAUGCCAGUUACCCCUCUUUCAGUACCGAGAAGUGAUGGAGCGCUACUCGCCCUGGGGACGCAAAGGCGGAGGUGCCCCAAACGACACCGUUCGUAUUCGGAACAUUCAACUGCAUGGACUGUACCCGGAGGCAAAAAAUGAUAUUCGCAAUCCAGUUUCCAUGCAGCGGCCCAAGGGAGUGAGUGCCGGCGGUGGUGGUGCACCGUUGCGGAACGCUUCAGGUCAAAUUGUUGCUGGGCUAACGGAUGAUCCUAUCAUUAGUUUCAACGAUGCCAAUCGGUACCACGUGGACAUUGAUCUGCGAUAUAAAACGACACCAGCACAGAAGCAGAUAUAUCGAGCGGAACUGGACCGGAUUGUGGCCGAUAAGGAGAACCGGCAGAAAGCCAGAAGCUCCGAUUCAGACGGUAAAUCGAAUGGAGGGCCAUGGGGAAAACCGGGUCCAGGUGGAAAACCAUGGAGACCGCCAAAGAAUGUUGGGCACAACUUUAUGAAAUCAAUGGGUUGGACCAAUAAGGAAACUCUGCAAGAUCUAGACAUCGAUAUCGUAACGAGAAUGCAACGCCAGCUGGAGGAGGAAAAUAAGUACUUGAAAAAGUUUUCCAACUGCUGCGACCGGUGCGUGUGCCAAUGCAUCAGCAAUAGCCUCACCCCAGUUGCCAACGGUAGCAUUGGAAGUGCUAAGAUGUCACGAACCACCGUCAGCCCUCCUAGAGUACUGAUGGCACCGCCAGCAACGGCACCAAGUCAACCGAUGCGGUACGAAGCAAACCCCAGCACCGAUAAGAUCACGGAUCGUCGUGUACCGCGGCUAUGUCAGCAGGGUCAACCAAAUACACCGGGGCGGGCUCCGAUUGCUAAAAAGGGGGCUAAGAUCACACCGACUCGUAACUGUAUGAUAACGGGGGGCGUUGAGCUGGUUCCACUGCUGGCCAAAAGACGCUCACAGCAGAGGCCAAUUAGUCUCGGUACAACCGAUAUAACCAAGAUCGAUAAGUACAGCUCCAAUGGCAGCAGUACCGUACGCCAUUCCGGCGAUGAGUACCUCCACGAACUGAAUCGCCAGAUGAACCAGAAACAGAGAAAGAUAGAAUCCUGCCGGGUCGUAGAAUUUGAAACCAGCAAGCAACACUUUGAGACGUGGUCCUCGUUCUGGGGUAGACCGGGACACGGCGCACCGUUACCAAACAAAAACAAGCUAAAUCUGGACAAUCUGCUUUACGCUGUGACACGGUAAAGCAGCAUCUGUGCCACAAUGACUAUGCUUUCAUGAAUUUCGGUUUAAUAUAGUUUAGCAGACCUUCGUACAAUUUAAUUGACCUUGUCCACUUGCUGCAAAACAAGUGGUAGCAAGGUUAGUAUUCAAAUUUGAAAUUCAUUUAGCAGUCGAUAGCUAACUUCAUAGUUACCUAUUGUUAGGCGCUGGAAGUAGCUCUAAGGUAAGCGUGCAGCGAUUAUAUACCUAGUACACCAAAUUAUUGUAUUUAGCCUACCCACCAUAAUACAAUCGCUUGAGAGAAGAGGCAAAUAACGGGUUUUAAACUCAUAGCAACUUCAUACUAGGGAUUAUUAAAGCAUCAUAGGCUAAUAGAAACAGUUUUACCAAGCUUGUAAAAAACAUAAAAUUAUAAUAGAUUACUGCUUCAAUUCAUUGAUAAUUAAAAUAAAGAUGUUAGGUACUUUCGUCGUUCUGUUCGCAAAGGAAGAAUAGUAAAGUCAGAAAAAUUCUGGAAUAGAUAACGUGAUUUACCAGAAAUACCUGUAAUGUUAUUGCCAAUGUUGCAAUAACAGUAAAAAAUUAAUAUCGCAAAUUCAUACAUGGUAAAUGGUUACCUGAAUUACGCAAAAUUACAUUGAUAAUUGAAGCAAUCACCCGCCAUUGUUGAAAAAACUAAUUCGAAUAGUCUAAAGAAAAUUAAAACUCUUUUAAAAUGCUAAAAAAUACAAGUAUGAGUAAACAUGUAGCUAUAAUAUUAUAUAUCAAAAUGUAGAUUAUUGUUAAAGUUGUUCUAGUAGACAAUAGAAUCCAUUCAAAUGACAUGACAGCGAACAUUUUUUUCCAUUUAGACUAAUGUAUAUAAACUAAACUAUUCCUAUGUUAAGUAUCAGAUAAUUUAUAACGUAUUCAAAUAAUAAAUAAAAACGGGAACACAUAGCA
Messenger RNA from Topomyia yanbarensis, 2455 nucleotides. RefSeq lists its product as uncharacterized. The transcript has 5 exons. NCBI's taxonomy places the organism in Eukaryota, Metazoa, Arthropoda, Insecta, Diptera, Culicidae. Gene Ontology annotation, cellular component: centrosome; microtubule; spindle pole. The record is from RefSeq and is a predicted model, not a curated record. Gene Ontology annotation, biological process: positive regulation of cytokinesis. Bases 332 to 1534 code for a protein of 400 amino acids.